GAUUUUGAUAAAAGUAAAAAUAUCAUUGUGAUUAAAAAUGAAGAUAAUCAUUCUUUAAAACAAUCGAAAACUGAAAACAUUAUCCAAUUCGACGACAAUAAUAAAAUGAAACAAUAUUUAUGGAUUUUACCAUUAAUACCGGCUAUACUUAUACCAAUCGAUUGUAUAUUACCAUAUUAUUUGGCCAUCAAAUCAAAUCAGGUUGCACCAAUAUUUCCAUAUGUAAGUGAUGCUGCAAGUUAUUCACCGGCUGCAAAUAUUUUUUCACAAAUAAUGGAUAUAAUUUGUAUAUCAGUAACAAUAGUCGGUUUGAUACGAUAUAAACAGGUGAAUUAUUUGAUCAAUGAAAUGAUCAAUAAACAAAAUGAUGAAAUUAAUUUAAAGAUAAUCAAAUCAUUACAAAAGUCAAAUUUUAUAACAUUAAUAUCAUCAAUAAUAGCAUCAUUUGGUGGUAUUAUGGUUGGAAAUUUUCGUGAAAAUGAAUUAUUUUGGCUACAUAUAUUCGGUGCAUUAUCAUUAUUUUCUGGAUUUGCAAUAUUUAUGUUUGUACAAACAUUUUUAUGUUGGCAUUGUUAUAAACAACAGUUAAUUAAUUAUAAAACCCUUCCAAUCAGUAUGAUAAUAAUAUGUAUUAUGCUUAUAUGUUUUUUACCACCAUUUUUAUAUGUAACAAUAUAUUCAGUAUCAAAAAUUGGUUUAGAUCAAUUUCUAAAUGUUCAAUAUCGUUAUUUUUGGCCUAAAAAUGAAAUUGCCUAUGUUGAACAUAUUAUUUCAACAAUAUUUGAAUGGAUAUUGAUCAAUAUUGCAAGUGUUUAUUAUUUUUUAUUAGCAUUUCAAAUGAAAAAAUUUGGUAAAACAAGAUUGCGAACAUUUUAUUUGAUAUAA
Dermatophagoides pteronyssinus (European house dust mite) is the source of this 885-nucleotide messenger RNA. RefSeq lists its product as uncharacterized. The record is from RefSeq and is a predicted model, not a curated record. NCBI's taxonomy places the organism in Eukaryota, Metazoa, Arthropoda, Arachnida, Sarcoptiformes, Pyroglyphidae.